Molecule: messenger RNA, 800 nt
Organism: Poecilia reticulata (guppy)
Lineage: Eukaryota; Metazoa; Chordata; Actinopteri; Cyprinodontiformes; Poeciliidae
Source: RefSeq, a predicted model, not a curated record
CUUCUCACAGUGGACCAAACCACCGAUAUUGUUCUCUACUCAGCUGACAAAUACACCAAGACUGUUCUUUGCCAAGAGUUUGGAGAGACAGUGGAUGCCACCAGCACCUUGGAUAAAACUCUGAACAUCAAACCACUUCUGGUCGACAACAAGGAGAAAAGAGGUCUGGCGUUGGAUGGACGGCUGAAGGAUGAGGACACAAACCUGGCCUCCACCACUAUGCUGCGGCAGGGUGUGGAAAAAGAGGUGUUGGGUAUCCUGGUUUCCUACAAGAUUAAAAUUAACCUCAUGGUGGCUGGAGGAGGCCUGCUGGGCGGUCUUACUGCCAGCGACGUCACAGUGGAGCUUCCACUGAACCUCAUGCACCCCAARCCUGAAGAGUAAAGGAUCAGCAUCGCUAGAAGAUGUUACACUGCAGAUUGAGAAGACACCCACAGAAAGACAACAAGACAACCAAAGCAAGUAACAUGACACACAGAAGAAGAAGAUUKUGGCUGGUGUCAGGAAGUGAAGAGAAAAACAUUUCAAUGCAGGACAGAAGGAAAUAAGAUGUAACAUCAAUCCCCUGUUAGAUCUUUUGUUGUUCCUGUUCACGUAGAGAGAGCAUUGCCAUGUAGCUGUAGAGAAUGUUGGUGUUUAAAACAAAAAUAAUGCACAAGACCUUUACUUAAACCCUCACAUAAGUGGAAUUUUCUUUCUCCCAUAAAAUGUCAGUUUGAAGCCCAUAAAACCACUGUGCUUUUGAACUCUGUGAUAUACUGUACUUACCCAUACAGAAAAAUAAAUGACUUGGAAAGAAA